Messenger RNA from Hyposmocoma kahamanoa, 1282 nucleotides. RefSeq lists its product as uncharacterized. The record is from RefSeq and is a predicted model, not a curated record. The coding region runs from base 38 to 1282 and encodes 414 amino acids. The transcript is spliced from 15 exons. Lineage: Eukaryota; Metazoa; Arthropoda; Insecta; Lepidoptera; Cosmopterigidae.
ACCUCCUAAACCCGCCUAUUUACAAUUCAAAGGCCCAAUGGCGGAAGCUUUUAAAUUACUGACAAGUGAGAUGACCAAGAAAGGAUCUGAACAGUUCGUGAAACAUAAGAAAUUCGAACAAAGUUAUAAGGAGGCGGCUGAUGAGCUGAGAUCAGCGCCGAGCUUUGAAGCCAUCGAUUAUGAGAUUGCCAUGUCAAAAGAGAUAAAUGAUAAGCUGUCAAAAACUGUUGCAAAAGUUACGCCAAAAGAUAUGGUGGAACCUAUGAAAGAAAUCGUCGACAUUUGCUCGCCCUAUCUAGCACAAGUUGCAGAAUAUGCCAAGGAUAAGGGCAAAGCAUUCAACGAAUUAAUAAAAAAAAUGAAAGAACAACCGAACAAAACAGCAUAUGUAAAAGGAAAGGUUAAAAAAAAUAUGAGAGAUGCAGCUAAAGAUUUAAUUACAGCGAAAGGAUUUGAAACCGAUCACGAUGAUCCCAAUCUAGCGCAAACGAUCCACGAUAAUCUGACACAAAUAGCGUCGCCAAUUCCAACUGACCAGAAUACUGACAUGAACGAAACUUUAGAUCUCACAUCAAAGUGGUUGUCUCAAAAGGCUAUCGAUGAAAGUGAACGUGGACCAGCUUUCCAGAAAAUGAUCACACAUUUGAAAGAACAUGGUACCGAUGCGUUUACUCCUGAACAUCUAGGACUUGAAACGAAGAAUCAUGCAGCGCAUGUUCUUGAAGAAGCUCCAGGAUUAUCUUCUAUCAAGCCGGAUCCUGUUACUGUUCCGCAUUUUAAAGAAAAACUACACAAAGAAGUGGAGCUUGUUACGACUCCGAGUACGACUGGCGAAAUGGGAGAGGCCAUAGAACUUACAUCAAAUUACUUGUCAGGCUAUGCUCGUGAUAAAAAAGCGACGCAAACACAACUAAUACAGAUGAUGAAAAGCAAACCAAGUGCAUUACUAACGAAAAGAGAUGCACAUACCAUGAAUUAUGGCCAAGGAGCGGAUGAGAUAGAGAGUAAUCCAAAUCGAUUACCCAUAUUACCCAUGAAAGACGUAGCUAAAGAAAUGCAAUCUCAUUUAACUGAAGACACGGCAUCAAUUACGCCUCCAGAAUUAAAAGUUCCUAUGAAAGUGGCAAUAAAAGAGGCUGCGGAUGUUUUGUCGGAAAGUUUUGCUUUAAAGAGUGGCAUUGGUGGUGAAAAGUAUGCACAGGCAUACCAGGCAAAUAAGAAAAAGCUGACAGGGGUUGAUGAUGCAGAUGGGGCUUUGGUCGACGAAACUGGACGAUCGUAA